This is a messenger RNA of Aaosphaeria arxii CBS 175.79, 723 nucleotides long. RefSeq lists its product as uncharacterized. The record is from RefSeq and is a predicted model, not a curated record. Gene Ontology annotation, molecular function: protein binding. The transcript has 2 exons. NCBI's taxonomy places the organism in Eukaryota, Fungi, Ascomycota, Dothideomycetes, Pleosporales. The coding region runs from base 1 to 723 and encodes 240 amino acids.
AUGGCAGACGAAGUCACAUUCUGUCGAGCGUUCCUCAGCGCACUCGACUCUCGACCCGCAAAGCUGUCCGGCGACCACAUCGCCGACGCGCGCAACUAUCCCGCACAAUCAGCCUUCGUUCUCCCCAAGCUCCCCCACCCACCGCACCCAGCUCGCCCCAACGCAAAGACCGCCGCCAACCCCAGCGAUGCAGAAGGCACAUCCUCGUCAGCCUCCGCAGGCACAAUAGAUGUGUCCCUCAAGCCCAUGAAAUCGACCUUCCCGUCCGUCUCUCUCCCUGCGGUCACCCCCUCGCAGACCUCCAUAUUCGACCUAAAGAGCGCAUACGCAACGCAGACGUCGAUCCCCGUCGCCAAGAUAAAGAUCCUGUACAAGAAGAAGCCGGCUACGGACUCGAAGACGGUGGCGGAGGUCGUGGGUCAGGAUGUCGGCGGCGAGGUCGAGUUUAGCGUUAUGCUGAUGGGUGGUGCGGUCCCGACGACGCCUGUGCAGAGUCCGCGGGCUGUUGCGCCGCCUACGGAGGGGGAGAAGGGUCUUUCGGCGGAGGUAGAUGCUGCGGGUGCGGGAGGCCCGGCGGCUCAGGGGCCCAGUGGGAAGGAGGUUGUUGCUAGUGAGGAGUUCUGGGGAGACCUGCAAAGCUUUGUCGUGCAGAGGAUACGGGAUGAGGGUGAGGGACAGAGGCUGGUGGGUGUUUUCAAGGAAGCGUGGGAGAAGAGUCGGUAA